CCCCACAUGAAUAAAUCAACAGUAGGCCUUACAUUUAUAAAACCUUGAAUCUCCACAACUCACCCCUAAGAAUGAACUCAAACAUGGAGCUCCUGAACAAUAUGUCUGUGGAGAAUUUCAGCUCAAAUUUUCUGGGUCUCCUGGCUACAUCCAGUGACAACUUUUCUCAUCACUAUGAAAGGGCACCACAGCUUCAAAUACCGACAACUAUCGAUAAUAUUCAGAGCUCUUUUUAUCCAUAUCAUGCUCAAGUUUACGAUCCAUCUGCUAAUUUCUUGUCAACAAUUGACAAUAUCCCUGUAUCUCAAGAAGAAAGCAUCGUGAACUCGACGCCUUUGAUUUACGAUACUGGCAACUUAACUGGUGAUGGCAAGGCUAGUAGAAAUUGUAAUCAUGGCGGGAGGAAGAGAAAGAGAAACAAUGAGCGAGAAGUGGAGAAACCGGGAGAAGUUGUUCAUGUGAGAGCAAGGAGAGGCCAAGCUACUGAUAGUCACAGCUUGGCCGAAAGGUUAAGAAGGGAGAAAAUAAAUGAAAAAUUGAGGUCUCUGCAAGAUCUGGUUCCAGGCUGCUAUAAGACUAUGGGAAUGGCAGUGAUGUUGGAUGUAAUUAUAAAUUAUGUUAGAUCACUACAAAAUCAAAUUGAGUUUCUGUCUAUGAAGCUUUCAGCAGCAAGUUUGUUUUACGACUUCAACUCAUCAGAAAUGGAUGCUUUGGAAACAAUGCAGGGGACAAACGGGCAUGUCGAAUCACAAGUGAUGGAGAGGAUGGUGGGAGAUGAUGGGUAUGGAGGCUUUCCUCAGUUUCAGUCAUGGCCUCUUUAAGCUACUGCUUUAGGUUGUAAUGUCUUCAGUACGUAGCCUUAAAUGCUACACAUCAUAUCUUACAUGAAAUGUAUUACAUGUACUUCAAUAAUUAUAUGUAACUUUAUAUCGAUACUUGCUCAUCUCAAAGUUGUUUACAUACCAGUGUACUGUAUGGCUUUUGCUAUAUAGCCAAAUGUUGGUUUUUAAU
Molecule: messenger RNA, 1011 nt
Organism: Daucus carota subsp. sativus
Lineage: Eukaryota; Viridiplantae; Streptophyta; Magnoliopsida; Apiales; Apiaceae
Product: transcription factor bHLH75
Exons: 6
Coding region: 72-821 (249 amino acids)
Biological process (GO): regulation of DNA-templated transcription
Cellular component (GO): nucleus
Molecular function (GO): DNA-binding transcription factor activity; protein dimerization activity
Source: RefSeq, a predicted model, not a curated record